This is a messenger RNA of Stomoxys calcitrans (stable fly), 1489 nucleotides long. It is a transcript of the gene Sgt, whose product is annotated as small glutamine-rich tetratricopeptide repeat-containing protein beta. The transcript has a single exon. Gene Ontology annotation, cellular component: TRC complex; membrane. The coding region runs from base 211 to 1242 and encodes 343 amino acids. The record is from RefSeq and is a predicted model, not a curated record. Gene Ontology annotation, molecular function: molecular adaptor activity; protein binding. Gene Ontology annotation, biological process: post-translational protein targeting to endoplasmic reticulum membrane. Lineage: Eukaryota; Metazoa; Arthropoda; Insecta; Diptera; Muscidae.
UUUACAAAUUAAUGUUUUGCUUUGUUAAUUUUUUGUGUUAAGCCGGUUUAUAUUGGUAACAAAAACUCUUGGCAACUCUAAAUAGAGUGAGAUAAAACGACCAGAGGCACAUUUUAGUUGGUUGAAUAUCGAAUUGGAAAAGUCCGGAAAUUUCAUUAUUUAAUUGUACGACAUACGUGUUUAUUCUAUAAAUAAGUUAUUACCUUCAAGAUGCCGGAUGAGGUGCAGCAAACAUUUGUCCGUAGUUUUAUCGACUACCUGAAGAAACAAAUUGAAUCACAAGCCUUUACGCCCGAUGCCCAAGAAAGCUGUGAAGUCGCUAUCCAAUGCCUGCAGGCGGCCUUUGAUCUGGGGGAAGAAGAAGCUGAGGAACAGUCUCAAACAGCGGCAGAACCGUCUGGAGGCAAUACAGGAACUACUUCCAGUGCAUUAUCCUCCACAGUUAAUCCCAAAGAAGUGAAUCUGUUUGAUUUGUUCGAGAUGCAUUACUUGGAAAGAAAUCCCGAGAUAUUGAAAAUGACUGAAACCAUAAAGAAUGAAGGGAAUCGUCUAAUGAAGGAUGGGAAAUACAAUGAAGCUUUGCUGCAAUACAAUCGCGCCAUCACAUACGAUCCCAAAAAUCCAAUAUUCUACUGCAACAGAGCGGCCGCCUAUAUCAGAUUGGGCGAUAAUGAAAAGGCCAUUGUGGAUUGUAAAUCGGCUUUGGUGUACAAUCCCAAUUACGGCAAGGCAUAUGGUCGCCUAGGCAUCGCCUAUUCGAAUUUGGGCAAAUAUGAGGAAGCCCAACAGGCCUAUGCCAAAGCAAUCGAUUUGGAACCGGAGAACCAGGACUAUCGCAAUAAUUUGGAAGUAGCUCGUAAUGCCCGCAAUCAUGCACACGCCAAUGUGAUACCUAACUUGCAAGAAGGACUGAAUUCAAUGAUUUCCAAUCCCGUCAUUCGUAAUCUCUUCAGUAGUGCAGAAAUUGAUCUAGACCAGCUGCAGUCCAUGCUCCAAAAUCCAAUGGUCAUGAAUACCAUCAGUCAACUAUUUUCGGGAACGCGAGGCGGUGUUGGUGCUGCUGGCUUGGGCGGUGCAGGACUAGGUGGUGCUGGUGGCAUCGGUCCCAUGCCCAACGAUAUGUUACAAUUGUUCCAGAGUUUUGCUCAACAAUUAGGAGCUGCUACCGGCCAAGCUCAGAAUCCGGGCAACCAAAAUCCUUCAUCGAAUAACGAUCAGCCUCCACCUCCAUCAUCUAAUUGAGAAGGCGAUUAAUUCGUUAACCGAAGCAGUCGCAAGCAAUAUGUUUCCUUUCUUUUUUUUUAAUUAUAUUUAAUUAUUCAAUAAUGCAUUUCUAAAGUUUAUUAAAACGCAGAGACAAACCAGAGAACAUCAAUAUAAAUAUGUAUUAACUUUGUAAUAGUGUGUUUUUAGGAUUUCCGCAAAUUUUUAGAAAAGCGGGAUUUUAAUUAACAAUAAUAAAAAGCUUAAAUAUGCAACAAAAUUACAA